Agrilus planipennis (emerald ash borer) is the source of this 3019-nucleotide messenger RNA. RefSeq names its product low-density lipoprotein receptor-related protein 11. The transcript has 11 exons. Bases 163 to 1722 code for a protein of 519 amino acids. NCBI's taxonomy places the organism in Eukaryota, Metazoa, Arthropoda, Insecta, Coleoptera, Buprestidae. The record is from RefSeq and is a predicted model, not a curated record. Gene Ontology annotation, molecular function: protein binding.
UUCAAGACAAAGUUUCCUUUGAAAUGGCAUAGCGUUGCAAACGUUUUCUGGAUUCCUCAAUCGCGCAGUCUCAUUUCCAUCGAUUUCCCAGCUGUGUGUAUUUCCUUUACGAUAAAAUAAAAACCAAACAGCUGCAGCACACCGAAAAAAAUAUUUUCGAGCAUGUUAUCAUAUGCACUGUUUUUAGUUUGCUUUUUAAGUUCCACAACAUAUUUACAAAGCACGAAACAGAAAGUUAUUGCAACGGACAUAGAUUUGCAAACGUGUGUUACGAAUUUUGAUGUCCACACCGAUAAAAUAAUUCGAACCCAGGAUUCUCGAAACAUGGGAGCGAAAUAUUUAAAUGAAAUGGAUUUGGAUUCGAGGGAGGAAUGUCUCAGGUUGUGUUGUGAAACUGAAAAUUGUGAUGUAUUUGUGUUUGAGGAAAAAAGUACCGGAAGUUGUUAUCUGUUUGAGUGUGGACCUCCAGAAGACUUCAAAUGUAAAUUUACUCACCACGCUAAUUACACUAGCGCCGUGCUUGCUGUUAGCAGACGUAUGUCAAACUUGGAGAAUCAGAUUAAGUUGACUAAACAUGAAAACGACCUUACAAAACUAAGGGUUCCUGAAGUACAUGACCUUAAAAAAGCAUCGAAUGUCCAAAUAGCAUCAUCUGCUGUACUCACUACAGUGCAACCAAAAAUUCUGGCGACACUGACCACUAAAAUAAAUAAACAAGAAAAGGUCAGGAAAUGCAGUCGAUACCAAUUUGAAUGUAAAUCAAGUGGCGAAUGCAUUGCUAUUUACAAUGCAUGUGAUGGAAUUACGCAAUGUACGGAUGGUAGUGACGAAGGUCCAGAAAUGAAUUGUCCUGAAUUAACAAGCACUACUUUGAAGCCAUCCUUGCCUCAGACAAUUCACGAUAUUAAUAAUCAGAUGGAAGAAAGACGGGAACCUCCUUCAUUUUCCCAGCAGCAAUAUCAUGGUUCAUAUCCCAAACAAGCAAUCCAGAUCCCUAAUCAAGAAUAUAAUUCUGAGGGUGACUUUUUAAGACCAGUGUCAGUGUAUAGCGUUAAAAAUUCAGAGCAUCAAGCUGCUCCUUAUGAUAGCAGUAGGCGUUCAGGUUAUCUGAAUAAUCCCGUUGAAAAUCCAAACGGUUGGAUUUCGCAUUCUACAAAUUUAGGCAUUCGAGGAAAAAACGGAGGACCUCUUAAUCGUUUAGAAAAUGAUGGAAGGAUAUCCCAAGGACAACAAUCAGGUCAGGUACAUUACGGAUCCUACCAGAGCCGGACUGACCAUGAUAAUCACAGAAUUCAAUCAUCGCAAGAUCACCCGUUAAUUUCAUCCCCACAAAGGGAUCAUGCUGAUGAGCCACAAGAAUCUGAAAAGUUAGCCCACGAUCUCAAAAACUCUAAACAUUUUAUGAAGAUUGAUGAUAAACCAAAAGAAGUUACGAAAGAGAAAGUUUCAGUUACCGAAGUUGAGCAUCCUUACAAAUCAGACAAAGAUUUCGUCGAAACUGCAAAGUACAUAAUGAAGGAUUCUGAUUCAGAUGAACUUGAAGAUGGAAUUGCUCAAACUCCGAGUGGAGCAGCACUUUCUCUAACAUUAGGUUUGAUCAUUACAUGUGUAAUGGCUGUUUUAAUUGCAUGUAGAUUAAGAGUCGUGCGUCGAAGAAUAAGAAAAGGUGGAAAAGGAUACGCGCAUGAUGCGGAUUAUCUUGUAAAUGGAAUGUAUUUAUAAUUAAUUUUUUCUUAUGUAGAUUUCAAUAAUGUAGAGAAAAUUAUAUACCUAAUUCCGUGGAAAGUACGUAGUAGUUGACUAAAUUGAAAUGCGUAUAAAGUUAAUUUAAAGAAAACAGCAGUUAAGAGUAGAAUUAAAAAAUCGUGUACUUACCUAGAGGUAAUUUUAUAACUUUUGUAAACGCAAGUAAAAAUAUCGUUGUAUUGUAGAUUCAAGAGAAAAGUAGAUUUAAAAAACAUUUAAUUGCAAUGAAAUCCUUCUCUAAUAGGAAAUUCUGUUGCUAUUACCAUAUGUACUUUCUUAUUUUAAAUUGCGUACGUACCUAUUUCACAUAAGCUAAUUUAAGGUACUAACGGCUAAGCUAACACUAGAGAAACUACAAUUUUCUAUUUUUAUAUUUUUUGUGAUUUUGAUUAUAUUUUAUUUUUUUUGUAACUUUUAGGUGGUACUUAGCUUUCCAUUAGGCACAUUUUAAUAUACCAUAUAAUAAUGCCACUAGUUAUAAAUUUUAUCACUAAUUAUAUGCAAAGUGUACAUUAAUAACUUCAAAAAAAUACUGAGCGAUGUUAUUUUGUAAUUUCAUUAGUACAUUAACAGUGACAUAAUGAAGUUACUGAUGUAUCAUGAAAGUAGCUCGAAAUGUUAGUGACUAAAUUUUAAUAUUACCUACAUGUCUUUCUGGUGAAACUUUUUCGUAGUUUAAGUUGCCAGGAUCACUAUUAGUUUAUUAGAGUGCUGGUCAGUUUCCGCAACGUUAAUUAUUUUCUUACAAAACUAUUUUUUGAACAGAUGUCAGAUUUUUUUUUAAAAAGUUUAUAUUCUGUAGCUGUUAUGAUGAUGUUUUCGAGUCUUAGUGUUUUUGACUUUAACAAUAAUCUAUUAUAUAAUUAUGCAGUUUUGCAGUAUAUAUAUACAUAUAGUCGAUUUUAAUAAACCUAAGAAAAAAUACGGUGCUAGGUGUGUGCGUUCUCUAAUAUGAAAAUUUCGACCUGGUUGUCAAAAUUAAUCAACAAAUCUAAGAUGUAAUCGGUACGUAUAUUGACUAGUACUUACUUUAUUCAUCUACUGUCGGUUGUUCAUAUAAAAGUGUGUAUCAUACAUUUGAGGAGGAACACAUUCAAGGCAAGGUGAGGUAGAACGAAUCUACUGUGAACGAGCAAAUGAGUUAGUUCAACGUUACAAUUUAUUUAAAAGCAGUCGUGAAGCCCCGCUUCAAUUUAUCUCAAGUAGGGUUUGUCGGUUUUUAAAAACCGGUUUUUGGGAGAAAAUUAUGAAAUUCGAAAACCGGUUUUUUAGU